Molecule: messenger RNA, 3018 nt
Organism: Volvox carteri f. nagariensis
Lineage: Eukaryota; Viridiplantae; Chlorophyta; Chlorophyceae; Chlamydomonadales; Volvocaceae
Exons: 20
Coding region: 163-3018 (951 amino acids)
Biological process (GO): mRNA cis splicing, via spliceosome
Cellular component (GO): U1 snRNP; U2-type prespliceosome
Molecular function (GO): protein binding; RNA binding
Source: RefSeq, a predicted model, not a curated record
CACUUUUGCCCAUAUAACUAUAUAGAACAUAAGUCUAUUGUAACUUUGAGUGACUUGCUUGCACCUAAGACCGCACCUAAGAUCGAUCGUGUUGGUUUGGGAGGCAGUGGCCGACGCCCCGCCGCUGGCGGCGUGUUGAGCCUUGUUGACAACACCUAAAACAUGGCAGGACGCGGGAGAGCCGCCACAUUGCCAGCAUGGAUGACUACCCGGACCUUCCGCGCCUGGCGUCCCGCUCUUCGGUGGGCCCCCAAGCUCCCUACCGCACCAGCCCCACUGCCUCGGGGCUCCACUGACCCCGCCACCCACCGCUGCCAUGCGGCGAGGCUUUUGCUGAGGGGCCGGCACCCGGGAACACUCCAGGAGGCGCUGGGGGUGGGCCGCAUCACCUCGCGCCGCAAGGGCCGGGAACUCCGGGGACUGCGCCCCCGGGGGCUGGGCCACCACCGGGAGCAGGCUCUGCGCCGGCAGGGCAUCCACCGCCAGGACAACAGCCGCCUACCGGGUCGGGCGCACCGUCACCUGUGUCUACUCCGCAGACAGGACAGCCGCCGGCGCUGGGCCAGCAACCUGGGGUUGCACGGAGCGCCGCCGCCAGGGAUGAUGGGCCCGCGGCCGCCGCCGGGGCCCUUUCCCGGAAUGGGGCCGCCGCCGCCGGGUAUGCCUUAUCCCCCGCCGGGUGCCCAUAUGCCUCCGGGGCCGGGCAUGAUGCCGCCACCGUACGGUAUGCAGCCAGGUGGCCCGCCGCCCAUGGGGAUGCCCCCACCUGCCGGCUGGCACCCAGGCAUGCCGCCGCCUGGGUAUCCCCCUCGGCCCAUGCCAGGAUUCCCACCCGGCAUGCCGCCCCCGGGGAUGCCGCCUCCUGGAAUGCCCGGUAUGCCGAUGGGGCCACCGCCCAUGGCUGGGGGCAUGCAGCCCCUCCCUGGCGCCCCGCCGGGCCACCCGGCCCCGCAACAGCAGGCCCCACAGCAGCAACCACCACCACAGGCAGCGGCUCCAGGGCAGCAAGCACAAGGGCAGCAGCAAGCCCAGCAGCAGCAUUCGGCGGCGGCGCAGCAGGCGGCAGCCGCUAGCGCGGCGGCGACCGCGGCGCAAGGGGCCGCGGCCGCUGCUUCUUCCGGUCCUCCCAAGGAGUGGACGGAGCACACGGCGCCUGACGGACGCAAGUACUAUUACAACGCGAAGACGAAGCAGUCCAGUUGGGACAAACCAGAGGAGUUCAUGACACCGCAGGAGAAGGCGGAGGCUAGUGGCUGGAAGGAGUACACCGCCCCUGAUGGCCGCAAGUAUUACCACAACAGGGUAACCAAGGAGAGCAAAUGGACCAUGCCGGAUGAACUCAAGGCAGCGCUGGCGGGUGGCGGCGGUGGAGCAGCUGCUGGCACCGGUGGAGCCAUCGCUAGCGCGCCGGCGCCGGCGGCUGGUGGCGCUGCAGCCGCAAAGCCGGCUGCCGUGCAAGUUGUAUCGCUGGCGGCGGCCGACGGCGCCGCUUCCCGAGGCGGCGAAGCUGCAGCAGCGACGCCUGCGGCGGCGGGGACGGGCGGUGGCGCUGCCAGCAGCCUGGCCUCCCCUUCGGCUACGGAGGGGCCCUCGCAAUCGGCUGCUUCGGCAGACCCGAAAAGCUACACCUUCGCCACCAAGGAGGAGGCUAAGGACGCAUUCAAGGAGCUGCUGGCAAGUGUGGGAUGUCGCAGCGACUGGACCUGGGAGCAGGCCAUGAGGCUGACUGUGAACGAUCCACGCUACUCGGCGCUCAAGACGCUGGGCGAGCGCAAGCAGACGUUCAACGAGUACGUGCAAGCGCGGCGGAACGAGGAGAAAGAGGAGGAGCGGCGGCGGCAGCGGCAGGCGCGUGAGGAUUUCCUGGCUAUGUUGGCCUCCUCUGAAGAACUCAAGGUGACCCACCCCUUCCGGCGAGCCAAGGAGCUGUUUGAGGACGACCCUCGCUGGAAGGCGGUUCCGGAGCGGGAGCGAGAAGAGCUCUUUCACGACGCACAGCGCGAGCGGGACAAGCGAGAGAAGGAGGAGCGGCGGCAGGAGCGCAAACGGCGCUGUAACGCCUUUCGCGAGCUGCUGGAGAGCUCGGGUUUAAAACCGGGGGCUGAGUGGCGCAAGGUGUCCAAGCGCCUAGAGGGCGAAGAGGAAUACGAGGCGCUUGACAAGGUGGAGCGACUCGAGGUGUUCCAGGAAUUUGUCAAGGACCUGGAGCGGCGGGAGAAGGAGGAGAAGGAGCGCGAGAAGGAGGAGCGCAAACGGCAGGAGCGCCGUGCGCGCGACGCGUUCAAGGACCUCUUGCGGAGGCAUAGGGAUGAAGGGCUCAUCAGUGUGCGCAGCCGUUGGAAGGAGUACUCGGAGCAAGUGGUUUCGGAGGAGGCCUACCGGGCAGUGGAGGCAAAUACGUCGGGAAGCAGGCCCAAGGAGCUGUUUGAGGAUCUUAUCGAGGAGAUGGAGCAGGAGUACGAGAAGGCCAAGGAUACGUUGAAGGUGUUGCUGAAGGACGGCGGGUUUACUGUUACGCCUACCACAUCGUACGAGCAAUUUGAAGAUGCGCUGGCGGCGGCAGCGGCGGGGUCGCCUGACGCGGACACAACGGGCAAACUGGCGGCGCUACUUCCCACCUACAAGCGCACCUACUACGAGGAGACGGUGGCCAAGGCGAAGGUUCGGGAGGCGGAGGAAGCCGAGCGUCGCCGUCGUGCUCGUGACAAGUUAUCUUCCUACAUGCGGCACUGCCGGCCAGCUGUGCGGGAGGACAGUGCGUGGGAGGACUGGCUGCGGGAGCACGAGCGCGAACCCGAGGUCAAAGCGCUGCCUCUGGAGGAGGUCCACGCCAUGUUUGAUGAGCAUGACCGCAGUGACGAGGACGAGGACCACAAGUCCAAGAAGCAUAAGAAGGACAAGGACAGGGAGCGAGAUCGGGAUAGGGAACGCGAGCGGGAACGCGAACGCGAGCGGGAGCGGGAGCGGGGCGGUCGUGCAGGCGACUCUGACCAGGACAGCGGAGAGAUCCGAGAUUAA